UGUGAGCGGCUCUGCCUCACUUCCACUGCCCGCUCCUAGGAAGACGCUCGGCGGAUCAAAGUCGGACUUUUACCCCGGGAAUAUGUCUCCGUAGGCCGGCGUGCCGAGGCGAUGACGUCGCCCGUGAUGGAGAGAGCGAACCCGCGGCUCCGGAGCUCCUGUCGGGGGUCAGGCCGGGCUGUGUGACGCGCUGCUCGGGCUUCAUUGUGUGCGAGGUGGCGCAGGAGAAAAGGAUGCCUCCGUGGACACGCUCGCUCCUCCCGCCGCCGUUAAACCGUGAGAACCUUCCCUUUGUCUCCGAGGACAGCGCUGAUUAGUGAAGGACACCGUCCACCAUGCUGGCCGCUGCGUCUCCAUGAAAACUCUCCAUGAAAACAAGGAGCAGGAGGAGGAGGAGGAGGAGGGGGGCUCCGCCAUGGAGGACAAGGAGAACAAUCUAAAGACGGCCAGGAUGUGGAGGGAUGCCGCCCUCCGCUCCAGGAAGCUGCGGAGCAACCUGCGCCAGCUCACGCUGUGCUCCAAAGACAACCAGAUCAUCCUGCCGGAGGACAUGGCGGAGAUCGAGGUGCUCAACCUGGGGAACAACUCCCUGCAGGAGCUCCCGGAGGGGCUGGGAUCCUCCCUGAACAACCUGCGCAUCCUGGUGCUCCGCAGGAACAAGUUCUCUGCGGUUCCUUGGGUGGUGUUUGAGCUGGGCCAGCUGGUGGAGCUCGACAUGAGCCACAACUGCCUGAGGAGCCUCUCUGAGGGGGUGGGCCAGCUGAAGGGGCUGAAGAAGCUCUGCAUCAGCCACAAUAAGAUCCAGAGCCUGCCGCCUCACAUCGGAGCUCUGCAGCUCCUGGAGGAACUGGACAUCAGCUUCAACGAUCUACGAGAUCUGCCGAAGACCUUCUCCAGCCUCGGCAGGCUGCGGACUUUGGAUGCGGAUCACAACAAGCUGAACCAGUUCCCUGCGGAGAUCCUGGCCCUGAGCGAGCUGGAGGAGCUGGACUGCUCCGGGAACAAGUUCGAGGUGUUGCCGGCCGACAUCAAGAAGCUGCAGUCCGUGAAGAUCCUGUGGCUCAGCAGCCUGCACAUGAGCACCUUACCCGAGUCCUUCUGUCAGCUGACUCACCUGGAGAGUCUGAUGCUGGACGGGAACAACCUCCGGAUUCUCCCUGCCGCCUUCGGUCGCCUACAGAGACUCAAAAUGGUCAACCUGUCCUCCAACCAGUUCGAGAACUUCCCCCAGGUGAUCCUGAGCAUCGCGGGCCUGGAGGAGCUGUACCUCAGCAGGAACAAGCUCACCCACGUCCCCGAGGAGAUCGGUCAGCUGGUGUCGCUCGCCAACCUGUGGCUGGACAACAACCGCAUCACGUACCUGCCGGACGCCAUCGUGGAGCUGGAGAAGCUGGAGGAGCUGGUCCUGCAGGGGAACCAGAUCGCCAUCCUUCCUGAUGACUUUGGAAAGCUGUCCAAGGUGAACAUCUGGAAGGUGAAGGACAACCCUCUGAUCCAGCCUCCGUAUGAGGUCUGCAUGAAGGGGAUCCCGUACAUCGCCGCCUAUCAGAAGGAGCUCGCUCACUCGCAGCUCGCCGUGAAACCACGCCUCAAACUGGUCCUGAUGGGGGCCAAGAACGCAGGGAAAACCCGCCUGAGGCGGAGCCUGGUGAGCACCCAGCAGGACUUUAAAGGGCCGCAGGGAAACCGGGGGAUCGAAGUGACGCACUGGGUGGCGGACGCCGACCGCUGUCUCACCUUUCUGGUUCAUGAUUUGUCAGGGAAGCAAAACUACGACCUCAUCAAACCCUUCUUCCUGUCCCCCGGUGCUCUCUACGUCCUGGUGGUCAACCUCCAGACCUACUCACCCAAAAACUUCUACACCCACGUGGGGUACUUUCUGCACCUCCUCGGGGCCAAGGUGCCCCACGCCGUGGUGUGUCUGGUGGGCACGCACGCAGACGUGUGCGGCGAGGACGAGCUGGAGGAGAAGACGCUGGACAUCCACCGACAGAUCGGCCUGCAGGAGAAGAGGGACAUGGAGGGUCUGAGGGGCCUGGCUCUGCAGGUGGACCAGGCGCUGGAGCAGGGCUUCAGCGUGCGCUCCUCCAGCCCCCAUGUCCUCUUCUACGGCGUCUCUGACAGGAACCUGAGGCGCAGGAAGAACCAGCUGCAGUUUAUGCUGAACCAGCGUCUGCAGAUCCUGUCCCCCCUGCUGGCCGUCAGCUGCACCCACAGCCAGAGGAACGUCCAGCGGCUCAGGGAGAAGCUCAUGUCGGUGGCCGACCACAGGGACAUCUUCCCCAACCUGCACCGGGUCCUGCCCAAGUCCUGGCACAUGCUGGAGGAGCUGCACUUUAAGCCCAAAGACCUGUGGCUGUCGUGGUGGGACUCGGCCCGUCUGGGGCUGCAGGCGGGUCUGACCGAGGACCGGCUGCAGAGCGCCCUGUCCUACCUGCACGAGAGCGGGAAGCUGCUGUACUUCGAGGACAGCCCCACCCUGAAGGAGUACGUGUUCCACAACCUGCCGCGCUUCAUCGGGAUCCUCAACGUGUUCUUCCAGCGGGACGAGUCCUCGCUGCUGGACCGGCUGCUCUCUGAGGGCGAGCGGGGGGACAAGGGGAGGGUGAGUCUGGCGAUGGAGGACGAGAAGGGGGAGAGCCUGAGGGUGACUCACCUGCAGCACCACGUGGAGGGCUUCCUGCAGCACGGCCUCCUGCCCUCCAACGUGAUCCGGCUGCUGCUGCGCCCGCUGAUCGAGACUCAGCAGGACCUUCAGCUCAUCAUGGAGCUGCUGGAGAAGAUGGGCGUCUGUUACUGCAUCAACAAGCCCCGCAGCCGCCCGCUCAACGGCGCCACCGCCUGGUACAAGUUCCCCAGCUACGUCAGCAGUGAGGAGCCGCGGGCGGAGGCGGCGGCGGGGGCGAGUCCUCAGCCUUUAAGCCACUUCCUGUCCAUGGAGCAGCUGCACAUCCAGUACAGCUUUCCCUUUCUGUUCCCCCCGGGUCUGUUCACACGUUUCAGCGUCCAGAUCAACAGCCACGUGGUGCAGCGCUCCGACGGACGCCAUCAGAUCCUUGCCUACAGAGGCAAAGUCCCCGUGGUCAUCACACACCGGCCCGCCAAAGGGAAGCCUGUGGCUGAGAUGCUGUCCAUCGCCAGCCACGCCUCCCUGCCCAACAUCUGGACGGCGUGGCAGGCCGUGACGCCGCUGGUGGAGGAGCUGAACGUGCUUCUGCAGGAGUGGCCCGGCCUGCACUACUCCGUAGAGAUCCUGUGUUCAAAGUGCCUGAAGAGAGGGUCCAGCAACCCACACGCCUUCCCAGGUGAACUGCUGAGCCAGCCGAGGCCCGACGGUCUGACCGAGAUCGUCUGUCCAAAGAACGGCUCCGAGCGGGUCAAUGUGGCCCUGGUCUACCCCCCCACGCCCACCGCGCUCAGCCCCUGCCUCAAGUGAUCUGCUCCUCUUCCUCCUCCUCUUCCUCCUGCUGCACCUCCCUCACCAUCCUCCUCCUCCUCCCCAAAACCCAAACCUGCAGCUCACGGGAUCACUGCCUCACAGGUUGCCGGGCCUCUCAGACGUGUCAUGAACCGUAUUUAAGGACUUUGAUGAGCACAAAUUCCUGCCUGAUCCACUCAGUAGCAUCUCUUCAUUUCAUGGCUCUAAUGUUCCAACACUUCUCCACUUUUUUACUCUGGAAUACUGUAGCUCAAAUCUCAAAGAACUCUGAUGGAUAAAUCCCCAAUCAAAUUCAGGAGAACUGUAAAAAAAAACACCUUUUUAAACCUGUUUAACUGUCAGCCUCAUUUCUGCCACAUCACUGCAUCUCUGGGACCAGGAGAGGAUCUUUACUGGACUGGAAUGCUCUGCAGUACCGGGUCGUCACUGGUUUAUUCUUCAAUACCGUUUAAUACGGUAUAGAGGACAGGGGCCGAGGAAAUUAAUUCACACAUUAGCACAAACACAAUUCUUUGAACAUGUGAAAGUUUCUGAUACUCAGAGGAAGGAAGUAGGGUUCAUGUAUGCAUGUUUACAAAGAGUUUCUUCCCUGAACAGAACCAUGUCCACCAUCUCUGUUAGGCAGAUCAGAUGCACAUGCAGGACUUUCUCCUGAGCAUGAAAAACUUCUCAUGAGCAUACAGACCCUUUAAUAACCAGGUCAAACCCUCACAUGAGCUGCAGAUCUCAGCAGUGCACAUGCAGAACUGUCUCUGCCUCCUGUUGCAUUGAACAACUCUCUUAUGAACAUAAAAAUGUGUUAAAGUCAUGCAGAACUUUCUCAUGAGCACAGGAAACCAUGUGAGGAGGAUCACGAGACUGUCUCCUGUGCUCAGAGGAAAAACGUACAUGUGCACCAGAACACUCCUGCCUUUCAGCCUCACAGUUUGAGCCUUUAAUCCCUGUACACUUCUCUGCUUAACCUCAAAUGUGCACGUAAAACUUUAUUGUAGAAACAUUCUCAUGCACAGAUAAAAAAACCUGCUAACGCUCAUGUUAAACUUCCACGCAAGUGGAAUCACACGUCAGCAGAGGAAACCUUCAUUAAAUUUCUCUGGAGUAGUGAAAACAUGCUUGUGCAGCUCUCUGUCCUCUGGGUCCUUGAUGAAAGGAUCCAGGAUCAGUUUACUGGAACGGUAUCGAAGUCUAACCCUGUGCAUCUUGACGACCCGGCUGCAGCAUCUCUCCCCAGCUCUGCCUCUGCAGGAGGACGCUGCCAGCAGCAGUAGGACGACGUGUGGGACUAGAGAGGAUCUUUAAAUGUUUGCUGGUGUAAAUAUUUGUCUGUGCCUGUGCUUUAAAGGCGAGCUGGGACAUGUCGGAGCUGUGGCUGUGUCAGACGCUUUGACUUCAGAUGAAUCAGGGUUUCUUUGUCCUGUGGAGACAAAAACAUCUCCAGACAUCUUCAGUCUGAGUGCUUCUAUUCUUCUCUUUAUCUCUGAGGUUCUGAUGGUUCUCCAUCGUCUUUAUGCACUUCAUACAUCAGCUGAAAAUGGCUCCGAGGGUUUGGUGAGGUGUUUAGAAAUGUUGACUAGGCUGGGGGAAUGUUUGCUCCACGCUCAUCUUUUGCAGGAUGUUGAUGUUUUUAAAACCACGGGUCUGAUAAUUAUAAAAUCUCUGAUUUUUAUCAUCAACAGCAUCAAAAAUCAGUCAAAAAUUUAAAUAUUCACAUCCUCAGUCACACAGAAAGAACGUCUGAAUUGCAGAAAUGUGUUUGCAACUUUUACCAAGAGUGUAAACCUGGAGGGGAGCCCGUUAUUCUUUAGCUCCUCCUACAUUGCACUUCAUUGCCAACAAAUUUGUGCAAUUUAGACUUUGUGUAAGACUUUAAUGGCAAUUUAUGACAAUUAAAAGGAAACCUUUGCUUUAGCAAUCCAAACUAACCUUUGCACGCUGUCUAAGUUGUACAAAACUGCUGGCAGAGCUAGAGAGGAACUCUUGCCCUUUUAUGAUCACUUCCUACAAAAGUGAAACCUUCUCUUUGUUCCUAUGCCAAAAACAGUUAUUCCUUCCUAAACACUGACCAUAUCCUGCCUUUUUGACCAAAUAUGGUCAUUACUAUUACCAAACUUGCCCUUCUUCCUCUUUAGCCUGACCUUCCUGUCCUAAUAUGGCCGCUACAACUUAAAUCCUCCAUUGUGGCCAAACAUGAAUUAAAAUUACCCUGACUUCUCCCAAGCCCCGCCCUCAUGUCCCAAUAUUCACUCCUUCAUUAGAAAAACCUUUGGACUGGCUAAGCCCUGCCCUCAUGUCAAAAUAUGGUCACUCCUUCAUUAGAGUGACCCUUGGACUGGCUAAGCCCCUCCCUCAUAUCCAAAUAUGGUCACUUCUUCAUUAGAAUAACCCUUGGACUGGCUAAGCCCCGCCCUCAUGUCAAAAUAUGGUCACUCCUUCAUUAGAAUAACCUUUGGACUGGCUAAGCCCCGCCCUCAUGUCAAAAUAUGGUCACUUCUUCAUUAGAGGGACCCUUGCACUAGCUAAGCCCCGCCCCAAUAUCAAAUAUGGUCACUUCUUCAUUAGAGGGACCCUUGCGCUAGCUAAGCCCAGCCCGCAUGUCCAAAUAUGGUCACCUUUUUUAAGAAAACUAACAUUUUCUCUGCUGUGCUGUGAUCAGAAACCUGCUCAGUUCUUCCCAUAAAGAGAUACAUAAACACAAAGAACCUUCAUCCUUCAGCUUUUGCUAAAAUGUGGCCGACAUAUUUUUGCAAUUUAUUCAAAAUGUAUUCACUGAAAAUGAAAAUUCACCAAUAUUUGGUUUCACAGAAGUUGUUCUUGUUGCUGUGGUGUCAAACAAGUGUUUAAUAAUCUUUAAUAGUCUGUUGUCAUGACAACCUUUCUUUCCUGACGACUAUACAUCUAUACAUGUUGAUGAUACUGGGAUAGCAGAAAAAGAGCUAAAUUUGGUAAAAACAUGAUGAUUCACCCUGACAUUUUUCCUUUAAAUGAGCCCUUUAAAGCUAAAUAUGACACAGCUGCAGCUCAGUACAACAUCUGCCGCCCGGUACAUCGUCUGCAGCCCGGUAUAUCAUCUGCAGCCCGGUAUAUCGUCUGCAGCUUAGUAUAUCGUCUGAAGCCCGGUAUAUCAUCUGCAGCUUGGUAUAUCAUCUGCAGCUCGGUAUAUCGUCUGCAGCCCGGUAUAUCGUCUGCAGCUCUGUAUUUCGUCUGCAGCCUGGUAUAUUGUCUGCAGCCCAGUACAUUGUCCGUGGUUGGUGUAUCGUCUCUAGCCUGGUAUAUCGUCUGCAGCUCGGUAUAUCGUCUGCCACCCAGUAUAUCGUCUGCAGGUCUGUAUAUCAUCUGAAGCCCAUUAUAUCGUCUGCAGUCCGGUAUAUCGUCUGCAGCCUGGUACAUCAUCUGUAGCCCGGUACAUCGUCUGCAGCCCGGUACAUUGUCUGCAACCUGGUACAUUGUCUGCAGCCCGGUACGUCAUCUGCAGCCCGGUACGUCAUCUGCAGCCUGGUUUAUUGUCUGCAGACGACGUAGUGGGCGUUGUCUGCAGCCCAGUAUAUUGUCUGCAGCCCGGUAUAUCAUCUGCAGCUCUGUAUACCGUCUGUAGCUCGGUAUAUUGUCUGCAGCCUGGUAUAUCUUCUGCAGCCCGGUAUAUCGGCCACAGCUCUGUUUAAUGGGGUGGUUGUUUCUUUCUUGUACAGUCGUUUGGUGCAGCAUGAUAUAGUAAAGAUGUUGUGAAGAUAACAGAUGAUUUUUAAUGCCAAGGACGAGCGAGGGGGGCGAGAUGUGUACAGAUAUUUAUCUCCAUGCCAUCAUCCCUGCGUGUAUUUAAACCACAGAUGAAGAACAUCAGGUCCGCGUCACUCCCUGUGCUCUCUCUGUUUCACUGUUUGAUGAAAAUACUGAUCCGUGUUGUUUCUGAUGUAAAUAAUAUCUUUAUUUUUAUAUGUUGACACUCAGCUUUGACUUUAUUUACAGUGCAAUGUGGUGCAUGACUCACGGUGAGGGUGCACACGGGGUUUCUAUGUAGCUGCUGUCUACAUGUCACAGGAUGAUGAGAAAAACCAAAUAAAGCGACUGCUGGCAUUAG
Cheilinus undulatus (humphead wrasse) is the source of this 7514-nucleotide messenger RNA. It is a transcript of the gene mfhas1, whose product is annotated as malignant fibrous histiocytoma amplified sequence 1. The coding region runs from base 356 to 3436 and encodes 1026 amino acids. The transcript has 4 exons. NCBI's taxonomy places the organism in Eukaryota, Metazoa, Chordata, Actinopteri, Labriformes, Labridae. The record is from RefSeq and is a predicted model, not a curated record. Gene Ontology annotation, molecular function: protein binding.